AAACACAACCAACAACUAAAUGCUCAAAAAUGUCUGGAACCGACAUGCCAUACACGUUCGAUCAGGAUCCAUUAGACAUGGAUACUAGCAGUGAAGUUUAUUAUCCAACAUUAGUGGGCUACGGUGGUACCAGUAAUGAAAGAAGCGGGUCAACAUCAGCUGGUAAAAAGGAGAAAAAAGUUGUUUCAAUUAAUACAGCGGACACUAGAAAGUCUACACAGCACCUAAAAACACGAAACCAUUCAACAUCCAAUGCAAUUGACAACGAGCUAACACCACUUCUCCAUCCAUCAAUUUCCCUGCCCACAGUUGUUGGGUACGACGGAUUCAAUGAGGAUUACCAAGCUGGACACAACCCACCGACAACCACGAGAUCAGAGAUUGGUCCACGAGAGUUUGCCCGAAAGAAAAGACGCCGUCCGAGAUUCAACACUCUGCAGGGAUUAAACCGGAAGAAAAAGCCAAGACCGUUCAUUAUUUCUCCGUUUAUGCCGAUCUCCACCCAAAUCUCAGUGGAUGGGCCAAGAUCGUCAGCACUGAGUGCAAAAAUCAAUUAUGAGUCAACUGCAGAACGGCUUAGUAUUAAGGAGUCCGAAGGUAGUGAAAGCGACUCGGAUGAGGAAAGUGCGAUUUCCGAUGAAGAGCAGGCGGUGCCGUUUUUGAAGAGUGCUCUUCACACAGUAUCUGCUCUAUCUUCCCGUCAACUUCUUUCAAUUUCCAUGCUUAGUCUUGCCAAUUUGUGCUCAACAAUCGCAUUUUCAUGUAUUGCACCAUUUUAUCCAGCAGAAGCCAAGUUGAAAAACUUGUCAGAAACGCAGACAGGAAUUGUGUUUGGAAUUUUUGAAUUUACCAUGUUUAUCAUUUCACCGCUUUUUGGAAAAUAUAUCAUAUUCAUUGGAGCUAGAACUAUGUUCAUUGUUGGAAUUGCGGUUACCGGGGUUACGGCAAUUUUGUUUGGAUUUCUCAACUUUCUCCCAUCGGGUAACACAUUUUUCUGGUUCAGUGUCCUUGUUCGAAUAUUGGAAGCUGUUGGAGAUGCCGCGUUUGUUACUUCUAGUUUUGCUAUUGCCGCCAAAAGUUUCCCCAAAAAUGUCGCAUUUGUUGUGGGCAUUCUGGAAACAUUUGCUGGAUUGGGAUACACUGCUGGACCAGUGAUUGGUGGUUUCUUUUAUGACAUUGGCGGGUUUCAGCUUCCAUUUUUGGUGUUAGGAAUCGUGCUGCUAGUUGCUAGUGUACUAGCCUUCUUUUUAAUCGAAAACACUAAAGAUGAUGAGAGUAACCCUGAAGAUAAAGGAAUGCUGGAAAUUUUGCGAUUACCUCAAAUCUGGCUCCCAAUUUUCUCUGUGGUAUCCUGUGCAAUCUCUCUGUCAUUUUUGGAUCCAACACUCUCAAACCACUUGGAAUCGUUCAAACUAACUCCUACUGAAAUUGGACUCAUGUUCCUACUGUGUGGUGGGUUUUACACGGUAAUGUGCCCGGUUUUCGGAGCAAUUAUGGACCGACUUCAUAAUGGAGAGAAUUUGUUACUUUUCGGAUCAAUUGCUACUUUAUUAUCAAUGUUUUUCAUUGGCCCAACACCAUUGUUGAAUGGUUAUGUUGAGAAAGAUCUCUGGGUAAUUGGUAUCUCCUUGGCAGUUCUUGGUUUGGCUGCCAGUGCGCUUUACAUUCCAUGCUUCCAGAUGUGUUUAGAUGAAGUCAAAGACAAAGGAUUUGACGACAAUUUCCAUACCUAUGGCUGCGUGUCUGGAAUUUUUCAAGCUGCGUUUGGAUUUGGAUCUUUCAUUGGUCCCACAUUUGGUAGCGUUGUAGUUGAAAGAGUUGGAUUUAGAUGGACAACUACUAUGAUCGCAUUUUUACAUAUCAUUUUGAGUACUGUCGUUCUACUGGGUAUCAUCAUCAAAAAGUGCAGGCGUUAAAAACUUGUGAUAUCUCAUUGUACAUAUUAUUUAAAACCCAUCGCUUUAUUGUAACAGUUUUCUCGAUCUGUGAUUUGCAUUCCUUUUUCAUGUCUCAGAUAUUCAAUGUUUCUCACAUGACUAAGCAUUUUUGUAGUUUGUAAUAAAGUAAUUUAU
Molecule: messenger RNA, 2072 nt
Organism: Caenorhabditis elegans
Lineage: Eukaryota; Metazoa; Nematoda; Chromadorea; Rhabditida; Rhabditidae
Gene: vpat-1
Product: Major facilitator superfamily (MFS) profile domain-containing protein
Exons: 17
Coding region: 30-1916 (628 amino acids)
Biological process (GO): transmembrane transport; proton transmembrane transport
Cellular component (GO): membrane
Molecular function (GO): transmembrane transporter activity
Source: RefSeq, marked reviewed